AUGUUCCUGAGCAAAGCAUCCGUCGUUCUCCUCGUCGCUUUCUUGGGGACCUCAUGGUCUCCAGGAGAUGGAUUUGUUUCUGCGAGUCCGUUGCCACAUUUGAACCACACCUCCACAACCAUACUACCCACAGCAACCACAAGUGAUGUACCCACAACAACCACUAUUUUACCCACAGCAACCACAAGUGAUUUACGUUCAGCCUCAAAAUCAAGGUUCUCAGAGACCUCCGCUCAUACGGACCUGGGAUGGUCUCCACGAUUGGGCUCAGAACUUCGCUAUGGGUGGUUUGGGACAAAACCCUCUUAAAUAA
Molecule: messenger RNA, 313 nt
Organism: Spodoptera littoralis (African cotton leafworm)
Lineage: Eukaryota; Metazoa; Arthropoda; Insecta; Lepidoptera; Noctuidae
Source: the annotation of a GenBank genome assembly